GGCGCACUUCAUGAGGGCAUUUGGGAAAUUGCAACCAUUUUGCAGUCGUCUGGUGUGUGUGUCGGAGUGGAGCUGAGAUUUAACGAAUAAAUAAAAACGCGAAAUUAGACACCCUCCGGCAAUGGAAAGCAUUGUCAGUGAUGUUGCAGUUGGCAUGAAGAGAGGCUCAGAUGAUUUGAGUCUCUACAGCACCAGCCCUAACUCUGUGACUGCUAACGGCAAUGACAGCAGUAAAAAACUGAGAGUGGAGGACAGGAUGGAGAGUCCCCCUUCCCGUGUGCUCCACAUCAGGAAGUUGCCCAGCGAGGUGUCAGAGACAGAGGUCAUCGCUCUGGGCCUACCGUUCGGCAAGGUCACCAACAUCCUCAUGCUGAAAGGAAAAAAUCAGGCGUUCCUGGAGUUGGGUACGGAGGAGGCGGCUGUUACCAUGGUGAACUACUACACGGCGGUGAUGCCUCAGGUCCGCAACGUCCCCGUGUUCAUCCAGUUCUCUAACCACAAGGAGCUGAAGACAGACAGCACUCUCAACCAGCGCGCACAGGCUGUCCUCCAGGCCGUGUCGGCAGUGCAGGAUGGUGGCUCUCCCAACUCUGACAACAGUACGCUGGACAGUGUUCUAGCCCAUGCCCCCAGCCCUGUGCUCAGGAUAAUCAUCGACAACAUGUUCUACCCAGUCACUCUGGACGUUCUACAGCAGAUCUUCUCCAAGUUUGGAACAGUCAUGAAGAUCAUCACGUUCACCAAGAACAACCAGUUCCAGGCCCUGCUCCAGUUCAGCGAACCAGUCAACGCCCAGCAAGCCAGACUGUCCCUGGAUGGCCAGAACAUCUACAAUUCCUGCUGCACGCUGCGGAUCGACUUCUCCAAGCUGGUCAACCUGAACGUCAAGUACAACAAUGACAAGAGCCGGGACUACACCCGGCCCGAGCUCCCUGCCGGUGACGGCCAGCCUGCACUAGACCCUGCCAUGGCCGCCGCCUAUAAUAAGGACUCCUCCCUGCUCGGUACCCCCUCUGGAAUGGGAGCGCACUACUCUAAUGGUGGAGGGUUUCAGUCUUCUCUCUCCCUCUCGCAGGGCGGAGGAGCCAUCAAUCCAAUGAGUGCUGCGGCGGCAGCGGCGGCGGCUGCAGGGAGGAUGGUGCUCUCCGGACACUCUGGUUGCAGCGGCGUGCUCCUGGUCAGCAACCUGAACGAGGAGAUGGUUACGCCCCAAAGUCUGUUUACCCUCUUCGGGGUGUACGGUGAUGCUCAGCGCGUGAAGAUCCUCUACAAUAAGAAGGACAGUGCUCUUAUCCAGAUGUCCGACGGGAACCAAGCCCAGCUCGCGAUGAGCCACCUGAAUGGCCAGAAGAUGCACGGGAAGAUAAUCCGUGUGACGCUUUCCAAGCACCAGGCAGUGCAGCUGCCCAGGGAAGGGCUGGAUGACCAGGGCCUAACCAAGGACUUCACAAACUCCCCCCUGCACCGGUUCAAGAAGCCCGGCUCCAAGAACUUUCAGAACAUCUUCCCUCCUUCCGCCACACUCCACCUCUCUAACGUCCCGGAGGAUGUGACAGAGGAGGAUCUGCGACUGCUGUUCUCUAAUGCUGGGGGCAUUGUGAAGGCCUUCAAGUUUUUCCAAGGCCACAAAAUGGCGCUACUCCAGAUGUCCACGGUGGAGGAGGCCAUCCAGGCCUUAAUGGACCUCCACAACUACGACAUGGGCAGCAACCACCACCUGAAGGUCUCCUUCUCCAAGUCAACCAUCUAGAUGAACCACGCCAUCACAACCCACCCCUCUCCUUGACUAACCUCAAUUAGUCAAUCAUCGUGACCCUCACCUUCUAGGGGGAAACUUUUCAGUCAGACAAUAUUAAUUAUCAAAAGUCCCCCCACUACUAGUAGUGACGGUAGUUUGUUCAAUGUCGUUGUUGUAAAACAAGCCCCAUCUAGAUCCCCUUAUCCCCCUCGACCUUAGUUUGUGUGGUUGGCAAGCUCCCUUCCCAUGUUCAUCAUGAAGAGGAAUUGUAUUCCCUCUUUUAUUAGAAUGAAUCAGCAAAAAUGUGCCUUACUCAGCAAAAUAUUAUCAUCGUUUUGCCUCCUUACGGUUCUACAAGUGAUGGUCUAGGCACAUUCUGUUUGGGGAGGGUAGUGUGUUUUCUUUUUGUUUUCUCUCCCUGUGUACAUUACUGGAUAUUCGCCAGAUUUUAUAGCUUCGAUUUUAAAACAUUUUUCAUAAUGUAGGCGAGGGACCUGAUUAACCGUCUUAGAUGAAGAAGCCCAUAUUCAGUUAGUUGGCUUUAUUUGUUUUCUGUAAAGGCUGACACCGUUGUACAUUUCACCUGCUGAGGACAUCCGCUUAGAUGUUCCCUUGCUGUCUGUUUUUCAAUCCUUAUUUGCAUAUACAUAAUUGUUCCUUUUGGAAAAUGUUUGAUUCGAGUGAAAAUGUCAGUGAAUUGUUUUGCUUGUGUACUGAUAGGUCAUGGUAGUAGUGAAGACAUGUUGCUGUUGCAUGCGUCCAACAUCCAGUUAGGCAAUGUGGUCAUAACGAAGUAUGAUUGUACAUGAGGAUGGACUGACUGUUGGGGACCAAAGUAAAUGUGCCUUUUAGACCUACUUUGAUUUUAUGUUUUCAUUUACAAAAACAAAUGUGGCUUGUGUUUUGAUUCGGGGGGAACGCUAAUCGAAGUCAAACAGUCCCAGAAUGUUUCUCCUUGAUUUAAAUGAUAUUCUGUGGUUUUUUGGUAAAGGAUUUUACCUUUACACCACACCUCCAGUAAAAACUGAACACAAAAUACAGUAAAUUUAAAAAGGUUAGGAAUGUGUGGAAAAAGGUUGUAUAUUUUCUACAUGGAUUGAGUUUUUACAUAUAGUUUGGAAAAGGCACGAUUAAAAGCUAAUUUUCUACCGAGUGAGUCCGUUUGAUGGUUCCUGCUGUGUGUACCUACUCUGCUUUAACUCUGUAGCAUGCUCAAUAAACUCUCCUGUAGCUCUAUUCACCCUC
Molecule: messenger RNA, 2983 nt
Organism: Oncorhynchus kisutch (coho salmon)
Lineage: Eukaryota; Metazoa; Chordata; Actinopteri; Salmoniformes; Salmonidae
Product: polypyrimidine tract-binding protein 2
Exons: 14
Coding region: 122-1750 (542 amino acids)
Biological process (GO): mRNA processing
Cellular component (GO): nucleus
Molecular function (GO): RNA binding
Source: RefSeq, a predicted model, not a curated record